Messenger RNA from Podospora anserina S mat+, 909 nucleotides. RefSeq lists its product as uncharacterized. NCBI's taxonomy places the organism in Eukaryota, Fungi, Ascomycota, Sordariomycetes, Sordariales, Podosporaceae. The record is from RefSeq and is a predicted model, not a curated record. The transcript has 2 exons. Bases 1 to 909 code for a protein of 302 amino acids.
AUGACCCCCUUCCCCGUCCUCGUCCACUCCUACCCCACCACCCCAACCAAAACCCUCCCCCUCUACGAACACCCCUCCCCCUCCCCCUCCCCCCCAAACGCCCUCAUCUUCCUCGGCGGCCUAGGCGACGGGCCCCACACAGUCCCCUACCCCCUCACCCUCUCCCACUCCCUCCCCCCAACCCUAGGCUUCUCCCUCUUCCAAGCCCGUCUCACCUCCUCCUUCUCCGCCUUCGGGUACUCCUCCCUCUCUCAAGACUGCGCCGAAAUCUCGUCUUUAGUCCGCUACCUCCGCUCUGAGCUCAAGAAACAGACGAUCGUGCUGAUGGGCCAUUCCACCGGUUGCCAGGAUUGCAUGUUCUACUGCACCAAACUGGGAGAACUAAAGCCGGAGGAGAAGGUUGAUGGGAUUGUCCUCCAAGGCCCCGUGAGCGACAGGGAGGCGUUGGUGAUGAGCUGUUGCCCGGCACAGUUGGAGAACAGUAUCGCGGUCGCGAAAAAGAUGGCAGAGGAGGGGAAAGGGGAGCAUGUAAUCGAUCUAAACGACAUGCCUGACGGUUGGAAGGGGAGUCCAGUUACUGCUUAUCGGUGGUUAUCCCUCGCUACGAAAGGGGGAGACGACGACUUUUUCAGCUCCGACUUCUCCGACGAGGAGCUCAAGACCAUCUGGGGAGAGCUGGAAACACCGGUGUUGAUCCUGCCCUCAGAAAAGGACGAGUGGGUGCCAUUCAAGCCGGCACAAGUCCAAAGCACGGUUCAAAAAUGGGCGAGCUUUUGCAAACCGGGGGUUGUGAGUGAGUUCAGCGGGUUGAUCCCGGGGGCGAAUCACCGGGUUGAUAACACGGAGGAAAACCCAGAGGGGGAAAAGUGGUUGGUGGAGAGGGUUGGGAAGUUUUUGGGGUCGUUGUAA